CUAGUUUAAAAUGUCUUCGUGUCUUCCUUUUUCUGGGGAAAGUGAAGAUCAUUAUUCUUUCCAAGGCCAAUUUUUGCAGCUCUGCUCUUGAUCACAUCACUUCUCAAUCCCUGUUCCAUCAGAUGCAUCCUGAUUAGUGCCAUCAGAGUCUUACUAAAUCAUGUUUUGGAUUAUGUCAUUCUACUAAGACAUCUCCAGUUACCAUCUAUUGGUCACCCAGUGGAUUCUAAGUCCCUGGCAGGGCAUUCGGUGUCUUCCAUAGUCUGACUCUAGCUGUAUUUUCCAGAACUGUACUAGAACCAACCCCCCCUUCUCUGUAUCUGAGCUGUUUAUUUCUAACACAUUGCAUCUUUUUGUACAUUAUUUAAUAAUAUUCUGUCUGCUUCAUUUCUAUCUCUUGAACCCUUUUGAGGCCACACUUAGAUGGCCACUGCUUGCAUUAUGCUUUUCCUUAUUAUCACACGCAAAAGUGGUUUCUUCUUUCCUCCCCUUCACACUUACAGCUCUUAUUUUGUUCAUUCAUUCAUUCAGUAGUCAGUAUUGAUUGUGUGCCUAAUAUGUACUUGACACUGUUCUGAAAUGUGGGGUAAUCAGUGGUGAAUAAGACAGACAAGAUUCCUACUCUCAUAGAACUAACAUUUUAUUGAAACAGAAUGUAAAUAACAAAGAAAACAGUAAAUAAAAAAACUGUAGAGAAAGUUAAAUAAGGCUUUGUGAAGAGAGUGACUUGCUAGUUUCUUUAGCUUAUUGGUCAGGAAGACCUCUCUGAGGAUCUGAUUACUAAAAGGUGCAGCUAUAUAAUUGGGGAAGGAACAAUUUAAGCUGCAGGAACAGUUAGUGCAAAGGACUGAAGAAGGCCAGUAUAGUUGGAGUGUAGUGGAUAAUGGGGAUAGGGUACAAGAUGCUUUUGGAGAAUAGAUAGGGUCCGGAAUCAUAGUCUUUGGAAGUCAGGGUAAGGAAUUUGGAUUUUAUCAUAAACGUGAUUAGAAUGUUUUAAACGGUUCUGAUAUGAUUUAAUUUACCUUUAAAGAUAUUCUGGCUGCUUUCUGGAGAAUGGACUAUAGUGAGUUAGCAGUGGAAGCAGUGAUUAGAGGCCUUCACAAUGUCUAAGAAUUUCUGGAAUGAAAGUAUUAAGUAGGGCUGAUGGAAAGGAGUGAUCAGAGAGCCAGAUGCUUAAAGUUGAUGUUUUAUAAGUUGCAUUUUAUGGAGAUGAGAAAGUCAAGGGUAUGACCAUGGGAGGGGAUGACUGAGAUGAAGUGGACCUGGGAGGUUGAGGAACUGAGGGACCACGAUGUUGAAUGGAAGAUGCAUGUGGAUGAUCACGGAAGUCAUGCUGGAUGUGAAGAUAGUAAGCCAGAUGUUAAGGUCAUCAGUGAAUGAAGAGAAGUCCUCAGGCGAUCAGAGUGAAGAUGAUGGCAGAUGGUAAAGCUUGAUGGCGUGAACUUCAAAGGCACUGGGAAUUUUGAAGGCAUUAUUACUUAAGAAUGGAAGAGGAUACAGAUUAUGGAAACAGGUUCAGUUCUUUGUGUUACAUUAAUGAUCAUGUUGGAUUUCUUGGCACUAUAAAAAGCUCACCAAGUGACUUUGUUGUUAUUGAGAUUGAUGAGCAGGGACAGUUAGUUAAUAAAACCACUGAUGAACAUCUUUACAAGAUUAAUAACAUACUACCUGAGCCAAAUAAUUUUGCCAAAAAAACAAAACUAGAUCUUCAAAAUUUGUCCUUUGAAGGUGGGCAUAACCAAGAACUUGGUACUUUAAGUAGGUGUUCCAAUGGUGACCAUAAUCAUCAGUCUACUUCAGAAAGUGAAGCUACUAUCGAUGAUGGAACUUCCAAAUGUGAAGAAGAAACAGCUGAUGUGUUAGGCUCCGUAUUAGAUAAAAAAACUAAUGAAUUACUGAAUCAGUUUGCCUAUAAUAUAAAAGAGAAGUGGAAUUCUGAAACUGAGCUAGUGGGACCAUCUCCUGAAUUGUCAUUAGGCAGAAUCCUUGACAAAAACCAGAGGGCCAGUUUACAUAGUGCUAUUCGGCAGAAAUUUCCUUAUUUAAUAACUGUAGGAAAAAAGAGCGAAAUUGUUGUAAAACCAAAUUUUGAGUAUAAAGAACUCUGUCACCUGGUAUCUGAAGAAGAAGCAUUUGACUUUUUUAAGUAUUUGGAUGCAAAGAAAGAAAAUUCCAAAUUUACCUUUAAACCUGAUGCAAACAAAGACCACAGAAAAGCUGUUCAUCAUUUUGUCAACAAGAAGUUUGGAAACCUUGUGGAAACCAAAUCUUUUUCAGAACUGAAUUACAGUGCUGAUAAUCCAAACGUAGUGAUAACAGUUAAGUUUCGUGAAAAAGCAUACAAGCACAGGAAAAGGUCUCAUCUUGAAUGCCAAGAAAGAAAAGUUAUAUAUACAGCUUUCACCCUGCGAAAAGAGAAUCUGGAAAUGUUUGAGGCAGUUGGUUUUUUAGCUAUCCAACUUGGUGUGAUUCCUUCAGAUUUCAGUUAUGCAGGCCUUAAAGACAAGAAAGCCAUCACCUAUCAAGCAAUGGUUGUUAGAAAAGUGACUCCAGAGAGGUUAAAAAAUAUUGAAAAAGAAAUUGAAAAGAAAAGAAUGAACGUGUUUAAUAUUCGAUCUGUAGAUGAAUCCCUUAGACUUGGUCAGCUCAAAGGAAAUCACUUUGAUAUUAUCAUCAGAAACUUAAAAAAACAAAUCAAUGAUUCUUCAGAUCUGAAAGAGAGAAUUUUGGAGGCAAUAGAAAAUGUUAAGACUAAAGGUUUUGUGAAUUACUACGGACCUCAGAGAUUUGGGAAGGGAAGGAAGGUUCAUACAGACCAAAUUGGAUUGGCUUUGCUGAAGACUGAAAUGCAUUUUAAGCAGAAGCUGAAUGGCCCCUGUCAUGGAUUGAAUUAUGUCCCCCAAAAAGUGAAGGCUAUAAAAUUAUUUCUUACACCAGAAGACUUGGAUGAUCCUGUAAAUAGAGCAAAGAAACAUUUUCUUCAAACUGAGGAUGCGAAAGGUGCACGCUCACUGUUGCCUGAAUUCAAAGUGCGGGAGAGAGCAGUGUUGGGGUCAUUGCAUCGCUUUGGCAUGACAGAGGAAGGCUGUAUCCAGGCAUGGUUCUCUUUCCCCCAUUCUAUGCGCAUAUUCUACGUUCACGCAUAUAGUAGCAAAAUUUGGAAUGAGGCAGUGUCUUACAGACUUGCAACCUAUGGAUCAAGAGUAGUGGAGGGCGAUUUGGUCUGUUUGGAUGGAGAUGUCGACGAUGAGCAUUUCCCAAAUGGUAACGUUCAUCUAGUAACUAAAGAAGAGGAAUCAGCUAAUACAUAUGCAAUGCAUCAGGUGGUUCUUCCAAUACUUGGAUACAAUAUUCAGUACCCCAAGAAUAAAGUAGGACAGUGGUACCAAGAAAUGCUUAGCAGAGACGGACUACAUACAUGUCGAUUUAAAGUACCUGCUCUGAAAUUGAAUGUUCCAGGAUGCUAUCGACAGAUAUUGAAAUGUCCUCAUAAUCUCUCAUACCAGCUAAUAGAAGAUCAUGAGAUUGAUGUCAAAACAGAAGAUUCUUGCAUCAGUGAAGCAACUUUAUCUCUUUUCAUCUCUUUUGAUCUUGACUCUUCAUGUUAUGCUACAGUUUGUCUGAGGGAAAUAAUGAAGCAUGAUGUUUAAAACCAAUACCCUUGAUGUAAUCGUAUAUAUGUUACUCUUUGAAGGAAAGGAAGCUAAAAUUGCUUGAGCAUCUACCAUGUGCUAGAAGCUUUAUGAUUGUUAUCUCCUUCACAACAUCUUGAUGAAUUAAUGAUUGGGUGCUGUACCGUUCCAGAGGAGUAUAGCUAGUAAGUGGUAGUAUCUGAAUUUAAACUCAGAUCUGCCUGACUCCAAAGCCUAUGUUGUUUUUGUUAUAUCAUACUUAGUAACCUUUACUCUGUGCCAGAAACUACAAUAUUUUUGGAUCAUUAACAACUUUACUCUGUGCCAGAAACUACAAUAUUUUUGGAUCAUUAACAACAUGCAGUACCCCAGGAUAACAUUUAAGAAAAAAAAAUUUAAGUAAAUGUUUAUAUCUUCUAGCUCCUUGCUUAAAAUGUAGGUGAAAUUAGGUUACAAUAAAAGCAUGUGAUUGGAGAGAAAGAGAGAUUGAAACGUUGUUAUUUAUUAUUGUCCUCCUUUCCUAUAUUUGAAAUUAUUGAUCAGAAAAAUACACAAGGGAAAUAUCAUCCGCCUGUUAACGAUUGCUACCCCAGGUGGUCAUUACUGCUUGAUGAGAUAAAUAAUCUUUGAUGAAGAUUUUGAAAUCAGUUUUUUCAUACAGUUUCGAUAUCUUGACAUACAUUGGCUUUCUUGACUUUUUUUUUUUCUAUUAUCUAAAACACAGAUUUUAGAGUCAGACAGAUACGGGCUCAGGGUCCAGUUCUGCCCCUUUCUAGUGACUUUGGUAUGUUACUGAUUCUUUUUAAGGCUCACUUGUAGAACCAAGAAAAUACCAGCCUCACAGGCAGCAAAUAAUAUGAUUAUCUCCACCUUUUGUAUUGCUAGAGGGAGAAAAUAAUUUGCUCAUUUGAAAAUUUUAAUUUGAUUUGGCUUAACUAUCCCACGUCAUAAAUCAUCAUCCUUAACCAUUUUAUACCAGUUAAAUUUGUAGGCAGAAAAGGCUGGUAGGUAUUGACUGGGAAAAUCUGAGCAUUCUUUCAUUGCUGGAAGCAUUAUAUAAUGAUAAAAUUUAAAAAUCAGUGUAGAGUAUUACGUGUCAGUAACCUGGGAUUUUUAUAUAUUUAAGUCAGUCCAAUCAUUUUGGGGAUAUUAGCACAAGGAAAUCAAAGAAGGAAAAAAGCUAUAUGCAAUGCAAAUUUUGCUUAUUGCAACAUUUUUAUAUAUAAUGAGAGAAAUUAGAAAUAGUUUCAAAGGUCAGCAUUAGAUAA
Messenger RNA from Trichechus manatus latirostris (Florida manatee), 4900 nucleotides. RefSeq names its product pseudouridine synthase 7 like (gene PUS7L). The coding region runs from base 1485 to 3650 and encodes 721 amino acids. Gene Ontology annotation, cellular component: nucleus. Gene Ontology annotation, biological process: pseudouridine synthesis. The transcript has 10 exons. The record is from RefSeq and is a predicted model, not a curated record. NCBI's taxonomy places the organism in Eukaryota, Metazoa, Chordata, Mammalia, Sirenia, Trichechidae. Gene Ontology annotation, molecular function: RNA binding; pseudouridine synthase activity.